UGGCUGUUCCCCCUGGUAACUCACUCAGAGUUGAGGUUAACUCUCUUUCUGGAACAGAAAACCUGGAUUUAACAAACUCAGAGUUGUUAGCUGAACCUGCUUCCUGGAAUAAGACCCAUCAGCUGGCUGUGAACACAUAGGAGAAAAGAUGUCAUCCAUAAAGUGUGUGAUGGUGGGUGACCUUGAAGUGGGAAAGACCUGCCUGUUCAUAUCCUACACAACCAACCAAUUUCCUUCUGAUUACGUCCCCACAGUGUCUAACAAUUUUGUCAUGACGGUGAUGAUCAGAGAGAUGGAGUACACUCUGAAAGUAUGUGACACUUCAGGUCAUGAUGAUUAUGACCGGCUGAGACCCCUCAGCUACCCCCAGACUGAUGUCUUCCUUGUCUGUUUCUCCACUGUAUCACCCUCAACUGUCGACAAUGUCAAAGAAAAGUGGGUGCCAGAGAUUUCAUUCCACUGCCCGGGGGCGCCAUUCCUGCUGGUUGGUACUCAGGUGGAUCUGAGAUAUGACAGCAACACCUUGGAGAAGCUGGCCAAGAACAAACAACAAGCCAUAAGCUUUGAGAGUGGAGAGAAACUGGCUGUUGAGCUGAAUGCCGUCAAAUACAUGGAGUGUUCAGCUCUGACACAGGAAGGAGUUCAGAAAGUCUUUGAAGAGGCCAUCCAGGUGGUACUGGAGCGUCCACACACCAAAUCCAGUAGUCGCUGUAUCCUACUAUAGAGGCCAGAAGAAGAAGAGAAGAUGGAGAUGGACCUGGAAGAGAUUAUUAAGCUGGAUGGGAACAGGGAGGAAGGAGAGACACAUGUUUAAAAAUGCCUUUACCGGGGUGCCGGGGUGGCUCAGUGGUAGAGCAGGCGACCAUGUAUGCCGUGAGGCAAAAAGUAGA
Messenger RNA from Archocentrus centrarchus (flier cichlid), 890 nucleotides. RefSeq names its product cell division control protein 42 homolog. Gene Ontology annotation, molecular function: GTPase activity; GTP binding. The transcript has 6 exons. Gene Ontology annotation, biological process: small GTPase-mediated signal transduction. Bases 149 to 724 code for a protein of 191 amino acids. NCBI's taxonomy places the organism in Eukaryota, Metazoa, Chordata, Actinopteri, Cichliformes, Cichlidae. The record is from RefSeq and is a predicted model, not a curated record.